AAUAUUGAUAAUUCCCACAACCCCAACAACUCGAACUCGAUUUCCAUUCCUCAGUCCUCACUCCCUAAUUCCCAUGUCCAGCGAUCGCCACCAAUUCCUCCUCUUCCUUCCCAUCCUCCCCCUCUUUCUCCUCUUUCUCCUCCUGAAAUGGAGAGCCCAUCGCGGGACGACGACUUCCCUCCCUCCCGCAGUCGGUGGCGGGUGGCCCCUCGUCGGCCACACCUUCGCCUACCUCGCCCCGCACCCGGCUACCUCCGUCGGCGGGUUCAUGACCCGCAGCCUCGCACGCCACGGGCCCAUCUUCCGGUCGAUGAACCUGUUCGGCGAGCCCACCGUCGUGUCGGCCGACGCCGGCCUGAACCGGUUCGUCCUCCAAAACGAAGGCAAGCUGUUCGAGUGCUGCUACCCCCGCAGCAUCGGCGGCAUCCUCGGCAAGUGGUCCAUGCUGGUGCUGGUCGGCGACAUGCACCGCGAAAUGCGCACCAUCUCCCUCAACUUCAUGAGCCACGCCCGCCUCCGGUCGCUGCUCCUCCCGGAGGUGGAGCGCCACACUCUGCUCGUCCUCCGGUCGUGGCCGGAGGACCGCCCCUUCUCCGCCCAAGAAGAAGCCAAGAAGUUUACAUUCAAUUUGAUGGCGAAGAACAUCAUGAGCAUGGGCCCGAACGAAGCAGAGACAGAGAAGCUGAGGCGGGAGUACAUAACGUUCAUGAAGGGAGUGGUUUCCGCUCCGCUAAAUUUCCCCGGAACUUCAUACUGGAAAGCCUUGAAGUCGCGGUCAAACAUUCUGAGAGUAAUCGAGCAGAAAAUGGAGGAGAGAAUGAUGGCAGAUACUACUGAUAAAUGUAAAAAGGAGGCGGGGGAAGAAGAAGAAGAAGAAGAUUUGCUGGGUUGGGCUCUAAAUCACUCAAAUCUGUCCAAAGACCAGAUUCUUGAUCUGCUGCUCAGCUUGCUCUUUGCCGGCCAUGAAACCUCCUCCAUGGCCCUCGCCUUAGCUAUUUAUUUCCUGCAGGACUGCCCCAAAGCCGUUGAUCAACUAAGGGACGAACACAGGGAGAUCGCACUGAGGAAGAAGGAAAGAGGAGAGACGAGAUUGAACUGGGAAGACUACAAGCAGAUGGAGUUCACCCAAUGCGUCAUAAGUGAGACCCUGAGACUCGGCAAUGUUGUGAGGUUUGUGCAUAGAAAGGUUCUCCAAGACGUGCACUACAAAGGGUACAAAAUCCCCUCUGGUUGGAAAAUUCUCCCGGUGUUCGCGGCGGUGCACUUGGAUGCUUCGCUGUACGACGACCCCCACAAAUUCGACCCCUGGAGAUGGCAGAGUGCCAAAACGACGGGCAGCAACUUCAUGGCCUACGGCGGCGGCCCCCGUCUGUGCGCCGGGUCUGAGCUUGCGAAGCUGGAGCUAGCUGUCUUCCUCCACCAUCUCGUGCUCAGUUUCCAGUGGGACCUGGCGGAGCCCGAUCAAGCUUUUGCCUUCCCCUUCCUUGACUUCCCAAGAGGACUCACAAUCAAAGUCCACUCCGUACUCUACGUUUGACUUUGGGUAUCAACAGUUCGGGCUCAAUGAAGGUCAGUGAUACAUGUACAGUCCACAUGAAUUAUAUGCAUACGGAUGAUAAAUGGCUAAAAUUACUUUGCUGUGAUUAAGAAUUGUAAUGGUUUCACUGUACUUUUUGGAAUUUAACUUUUCUCAUAAUAUUUUUUC
Molecule: messenger RNA, 1705 nt
Organism: Zingiber officinale
Lineage: Eukaryota; Viridiplantae; Streptophyta; Magnoliopsida; Zingiberales; Zingiberaceae
Product: cytochrome P450 90B2-like
Exons: 7
Coding region: 74-1537 (487 amino acids)
Biological process (GO): sterol metabolic process
Molecular function (GO): iron ion binding; monooxygenase activity; oxidoreductase activity, acting on paired donors, with incorporation or reduction of molecular oxygen
Source: RefSeq, a predicted model, not a curated record